Molecule: messenger RNA, 18142 nt
Organism: Amoebophrya sp. A120
Lineage: Eukaryota; Dinophyceae; Syndiniales; Amoebophryaceae
Source: the annotation of a GenBank genome assembly
UUUUCUAUACGAUGUUUUUCGAGACACCGCCACGCAGGUUGUUUUGUUUUUCCGCGUGUGAUAUCAAAACAAAUGACUUUAUUCUCCUUGUCCUGAUCAGUUCUUUCAGUACCUCGCCUCAACCAAAUGCAGGACUCGUCUGCUCGCCCACAUCCAGAUAAAACACAUAAGUUUUAAAUUGGAAAGAUACGGCAUUCAAUGCGUCGUAAAAUUACCUUAUCGUACGUGUCUGAGUUUUCUCUUUUUUCUGUUGUAUCGACAUACUGCGUUGUAAUGUCCUACGUAUUUUUCCUCGUUCCCAAGAACGUGCACUUCUAGAGUGUACCUGUGGAAAUCGGCCUAGUCAUGCGAUUAUUUCAUUUCCACAAGUACAUCAAAUGCACUGUUUUUGAAUAACCUUUGUACACCUUUGCGUUUCUUACUCCUCGAAAAAACUAACAUUGCUGCUACAGAAAUAUUUUUUGCUUAAAUAACAGAAUAAUUAUUCUCAGUAAAAAUAGACUGUUGUCAGCAGCGAACCACACAAUGAACUGCAAUUCUUGCUCGCCCAAAAUAUUGGAAACCCAAAAAAACUUUUCAAAAGCUUGACUUCUCGCCUACUGUAUUCUCGUUUUAUUCAACCUGGAUAUCUUAUAAUCAUAUUAUUGCUGCUCAAUAAAACUCAUUUCAAUUAGUCAGGACUGCUGCACAGCCAGCUGUUCUGGUAUUCCUACUGACAAUCAGGUGUUUGCUUCUACUUCUAGAAUCAUCUCUCCUGGCUGUCAGCGAAAAAUACACAUCACCGACAAGCUGGCCGGAACUCACUAUAAUCGUAGUGCGGAUCGCUACAAUCUAUUUCUCCGGCGCAGUCGUGCAGAACUUGUGGCAGUAAAAGUAAUCGGGCAGAAUUGUCAAAAAUGCAGUGGCAAAGCAAAUACACGACCCGGGGGCUUCCUUUCUGCGAUAAAUACUCACAAAAAGGACAAGAAACACCGCGAUGGAUUCUAGUGGCGCCCCCACUUUGUUUUUAGUAUCUUAACUAUUAUGCAGGUGCCAAUGCCCAUACUGUAUGGUCUUCGUCCGUUCACGGACCGAUGGGUGCCUACAGCGGCCCCCGCCCCCGAAGGGGGGCAAGGUCGCCGUUUGGUGGUGCGCGAGCACACACCCGAACGCUGAAACGCACCGCGAGCGUCCUUCAGAAGUGGCGGGGCGGGCAGUGGGCCUCACCCCUAGAGCACACAUAGCCUUCGGCUCUGAUGUGAGCUAGACUAUACUCCCAAUCGUGCUGCCUGAGGCCCGCCCUCCCGCCAGUUGUGAUGCCUUUGCGGGGCUAUGGUAGUGCCAUACUUUCAGAACACUGUGGUAACUGUGGGGCCACGGAAUCGUCCGGGACGCAUGGUUUGCUGCAUGCGGUUUCAUUCAUUUGGGUAAGCGUGUGUGCCUUCAACCGAUGUUGAAUUGCAUCACUCAUCUGCGGAUCAGAAUGAAACGAAUCAUCAUUCGAAUUUGAUGGAGAUCGAGACUAGAAGGAAUCGCUCAAAUCAGAUGCAGGGAGAGAAAUGGGUACUCGAUCGAAGAAAUAUAUAUUUUUUGAAAAGAAUCUGGACGAUGGGACUCAUCCCACGAUAAUAUUUCUUGGAAUUCAGAAACAGAGCAGCUUGAUUUGUCUGUCUGAGGUUCUUCUACCUGAGCCGUGUUUGACGGCAGUUCGCAAUACGGCACUUUCAGAAACACAACAUACAGGCUGAGGUCCGGGUUUGUCGCUUUUGGAUCACGAGAGAGACGUGGUCAGCGAGGUCUAAAAAGUAGCGCAUUUCCGUUGUGAUCGCGAGAAAGUCUUCUACUAGCGCGCGCGAGUCAGUGUUGCUGAGUCUCGACGCAUGUUCUUUCAGUAGAUCUCGCGUGCACUGCAGUCGUUUUUUGGCAUCCUCCAGGAGACGACCGAUUACAUCUUCCUCCACCGGUGGCACAGCUGCCAGGCACCAUGGCGACACGCAGUGUUCUACUACACGGUAGGUCGGUGUGUCGGCACCUGUAGUGUUCUUUCGCUUAUGCAUGGUUAUGGAGGGGGGCAUGGAACUAGAAGUGAAGUUCUGCAUCAUCACUAAGACAUCACAAAAUAGGGAGAGACUAUACCUUUUUUGUGUGGGGUGGGUGCUUGUGGUGUGUGUUGUGCCGUUGGUACCGGUGGUGAUCGGGCGGGCGCCAAAUUACCUGUGUUUCGAGUUUGAGCUGAUCGAAUGCAUCGCAUGUGACUGCGCGCAUACCAAAACACAGGCAACAACAGGCCAAGACCUAAGAAAAAAUAAGAAUACUUCUUCUCGGUGUCCUGUUUCUUGGUGUCAUCGCUGGUCCCGAUAGUUGUCUUCGAGGAGGAGGAUGAAGACGCGGGCGUCGAGGGCGAGGGGGCAGAUUCACGGUCGUCGCAGAAGAGAAUGAAGUCAACGGCUUCCCGGCCGUCGGUCCAGGGGUAGAGGGAGCCGGUCGGGCUUGGUCGCCUGAUCGUCGUAGCGGGCACGGGACGCGGAGAGCCGCGCAAGCGUGGUGUCGAGGCACUCCUCUUCGGACAGGCAUUUCCGGAGGAAUAUCUUGCUGGCGCGCUCAUUGAGUGCUUUCUUCAAUUUCUCAUCUUUGCACGCAGAGAUAGCCUCGCGAUACGAGUCUCUCCAUAAUUUAUCGCUCUGCGCCUGGACACAAACAAACGCAUCAUGUGAGAUUAUUUUCUGCAUGGAGACGUAGUUGUAAAAGAAGAUGGCGGCACUCUUUUCAAAAUCCUGAGAGAACUCUUCUGGCGUCAUCGGACUGCUUUCCUUCUUAAAGGGCAACAUGGCUACUACGUGGUCCUAUGAUGUGUCGCUGUGCUGUGGUCCCUGCUCAAGAACAAGACAGAGCAUUUUUUUUUUGGAAGAAAAAGCAAAGCGCGCUCGAAGUCGGCGCUGUUCGACAGAAACUGACCUCUUUGUUUUUGAAAAAAUUCUUUUCCAUCAAUAUUCAUCUUUGUCGAUCGGUUGGUGAAGUUCUUCUGUGAGAUAAUUGAAGGCUUCUUUGGCCACAAAUAGUGGUGCGUCUAGAUGAUCCUUGUAGUCGAGUGUGUACCCACGAAAACUGGUCAUCCAGUUGUUGCUGCUCCAAUCAAAAUGGAGAGAAAUGCGCUUUUGUGUCUCAUUUGGAACUUGAUUGAGCUCUUUGAUGUUGCAACGUGCCACUGCCUUGCGUACCACUAACGCAAGCGUUCUUCUGGGGCCAUGUCCUGUGGUUCCUGCGUGUUUGGCCGCUAGCGCUAGCUUGGCGGCGGUGUAGGGGAGUGACAUGCCGCUGAGUCUCGCUGGGACGUAGGAGGGAAAUUGGACCUGCGAUACCGUUGAGCUGCACUUGGUUGUCACCAACGCGGUCGCCCACUUUGGGUCGUCUGUGUUGGGCUUGACGAUGUCGAUUGACUGCAUUGAGGCAGCUCGCAGUCCGGAGCAAACCCAGAAGCGUGCAAUGUUCUUGUCUAUUUGGUUGAGUAGUUUCACCCUGGCCGCUGUCACCGGUUUGGCUUUUGCGGCAGAGAAUUGCUCCCGUAGCCGAUUGACGGAGUUGGUGAGCAGCUUCAUGUUGUCAGUGACUUCCAUUUUGCCUGUUGUUGAUUCAGAGGAUGCGUUUGAUCACGAGUUGUCGAAUGAUGCAAGACACAUAGCGACGCAAGGUGCCACGAAAAGAAAGAAAAAGCACCUAUUUGCUUUAGUCUGGAGAUGACCGCGCAGGUGUAAUUUGCCUGGCUUCGGCUCAUGUCCAUCUCGAUGAGGAACUCCGAGACGCUGUAAAUUUCUCGCAGGUAGGUGAACGUGGGGCACUGGAGGUGCGUCAUCGGUUCGCCGUAUUUCGGGAUGUAGAUUCGGUCGCUGGGUUUGGUGGUGGUUAAUGAAUUCCACCAGCUAACGAACGACGUCCAAUGAGCUUCCCGCUGCUUGACAGAUUGAUGGGGAAAGCUCGCCUCCAUCGGCCACACCCAGAGCUGGUCUUGAUACUCGAGGCGUGCAUCGGGGUCCCUUGCUAUGUUUUUAGCCCGUGGUGGAUUUGCUGACGAGGGCUUCCUCGUACUUGAGCUUGAAGUUUUGGAUGCGAGUAGCGGCAUUGUCGAUCGCUUGCCUGAGUAAUUCACCAUAUUCAGCGGACCUGUUAUCGGCGGAUGUUAGCUUAAAGAAUGCUUGCAUCAGAGAUAGUCGCGUCAGCGCGUCCGCUGGAUUGCGCUUUGUGUUGAUGUAGUGAAUGACUGGAGUAAAUUCCAGCCCCCUCCAUAGUUGAGCGAUCAUCGAAGACAGGACUGACCCGGCGACAGCCGAUGAUGCUCCGCGAAUGAUAGCGUAUGCCGAGCCACAAUUGUCGAUGUGGCUGAUUCCUCUCGCGUGUCGGAUGUAGUUUUGCCAGAACUCUCCUGCGAGAUAGACUGCAAGCAGUUCGUACACAAAAAUCUUCUCGUCACGUAGCAAGCCCAACUGGAAGCUGGGUGCUGCCUGGAGGCCCGUUCGGGCCAUGCGUGAAGUGGUACGAGAAACAGAGAGGGACUGGCUCGUCGGCUGUGAAGAUGACUCCCCCAACAUAUACAUCGUUGCCUUCUGCUGCUGCAUCAGUGAAGAUUUCUACAGUCGCGGCUCCAUUCAGGCGCGCCGCAAGAGAUAGCGGCUUAUUUUCCUUGAUAGCUUGCUUCGCCUCUUCAACCAUGGCUGCUACUGCUAGCACGUGCGAAUCGGUGCCCUGCGUGAUGAGGUUGGAGAUGACUCGCGGGGCUGUGUACUUGGCUAGUAGGCGCACAGCGGGGCUGUGGUCUAGGCAUCUUCUGGCGAAGAUGUGACUGCAGGUGACUCCUAGUGCUUGCUGUACGUCGAGGAGGGCACACGAUCUGUCGAGGAUCGCGCUCUGCAUCCGUGUGACUGUGGUCACUGCUUUGGCGACUUUUUCUGGUGCCAUUGCGAAUGAGACGUCGUCGGCGGAGCUGGUGGCGUCGACGCCUAGCACAUCGGUGGGCACAUUCCGUUGCGCUAUGAUGUCUUUCCUGUCGGCCGAUGCGAGUCCGAGGAGGCCGAGAAACUGCUUGACUGCCUGGCGCGCUGCUGGGGCCAUCCAUUCAGGGGUGAACAGGAUGACGUCGUCCACAUAGCGCAGGCAGCUGAUGCCGAGGCAUCGCUCUAUCAUUGUUUCCACGUAGCCGCUGACUGCUCCGCAGUAAUGGUAUACCGAAUGGAGAUUGCCGAAGGACAUGGCGUUGUUGAUGAAGAAUUUGUAGCGUUGUUCCUUUGGGUUCCACGCUGCCAUGUAGUAUUCGCUGGGUUUGUUAUUGGGGAGUUGGAAAUAUGCCUGCCAUUUGUCAAUUUUGCUGAUGAAUGGCGUGAAGCCACCUACUCGCUUGGUGCGCCCUUUGAUGUUGACGUCCACCAUCUUCCAAUCCUGCCAGUUGCCGGAUCGCUUUCUUUCCUGCUCCAAUUGUUCCCUGAGGUGCUUCUUGAGUUCGACCAGGGGCGGGGCCCGUCCAGGGCAGAGGCAUGCGCGGCAUCUCUCAAUGCAGACUGGGAGGUGGGGCAUCGUCAUGUGUUCUCCGUAGGCCGACGCCACUUUGUUCGCGUGUUUUUCGUUGGCGAUUCCUCUUAUCUUGGAGAAGUGCUGCUUCUCGUGGUCCCAUCUUUGGCCGAUGUGGAAUAUGGGGAUGACUGUUUUCCCUAGCAUCUGCUCCGGUGUUGCAUCGGCUCGCAUGAGAACAGGGGCAGAGUUCGGGUCGUCUGGGUUGAAUAUGUUGCCUUGGAGCUCGUCCCAGCCGCGCUGGAGCAUCUCCGGCGUCUCGAAGGUGUGCGGAGUUGUCCUUGUGAAAUUGAGCUUGGCAAGGGCGUCGUCAGUUGCUUCCUGCGUGGUGGGGCAAUUUAGGUAGCGGACGGUCUCGUCGGGGGUCAUGUCCUUGGCUCUGUGCCAGAUUUUGUAUAGCUCAAUCGGUCCGCGGUGCGGAAAUCCCGUGCUGAGGUAACCUUUGGGACCAUAUACCCGAUCUGCCAUCGUUUCGAGCGGUGGUUCGUCUUCCGGACCGGGCGGCGCCAGCUGAUCGAGUACUACUUUGUUGAUCGUGAUGGCGUGCUGGAGGUAGUCGUGGCGUUUGGCGAGGUUCCACCACAUGAGAGGCUGCUUGACAUAUGUUUUGGUCUUGCAUAUGUCUGGCCGAUCCCGCGCGUAGAAUUCGUGUAGUGCUUGCAAAUGAGGCACCUUGGCCCGCUCUGCUUCAUAUUGCGCGAGGAGAUCCUGUUGCUCGGGUCGCACCGAGUUGCUGCGGACGUCUUCCAGGGCCAUCUGGAGGCGCUCCACCCUUUCCAGUUUUUCCUGUGGUGGGUGGUAGUAUGCGUUGCCUAUGAAGGGGGCUGAGAUAUGCAUAGUAGGUCUUCCGAUUACCAACAUGAGCGCUGUACUUAUACCUGAUCGGACGGCGCGGCGUAUUUGGCUAAGUCUGCGAUGACUUCCUCCGGGGUCGGGGCAAGAAGCGACAUGGUGACUGCAGCGAGACACGAGAGGGCGAGGCGUGGCAUUUUCAUUUGCUUUUGGGGUAAAGUACUAGCGUAAAUGGCGAGUUGCUGCUGCUAUUUUGCAACUGUUGGCGCUUCGACACAGGUGCAACGAGAUCUGGGCUCGUGGAUCCGAUGACGAACGUGUAACAGAGCUGCAUUUUCCGAAUGACCACGACACGCGAUUGAAUGCUGGGAACACUUGCUUACUUUGUCUUUGUACAAAAAGCCACAGCCAAUGGCGGAGGUUGCAAACAACUGUGCUGCGCGCGAAGACGCUGGCGAUAUUGUGUUCUGAUGGGGUAUUUACGCCUUCACCUUGUACAGAGCAGCAAUCUUUUUGGUUUCUUUAUGUCGUGACUCGCAUGGUCGAGAAACUGCGACUUUGCCUUUGCCCUUGACGUGCUUAGAUUUGGGUCGACAUUGAGUCAACUGCUCGCUGCCAUCCUUGGUUGUGCGUGUCAAGCCCAUUUCUCUAGCUACAUCGCAUAUGCACACGCCAGGUUGGCGCAGCCGUACUUUUGGAUCUGGUCCAUCAAAACUAUCAGCUAUUUGACAGAUAACCUGAUUCUCAAUUUCAUGAAAAGUGCUGGCUCGAGCUUCGCCUCGUUCUUUAAACGAUUUCUUCUUCUCCUGUUCCGCCUUUUUCUUGGCUUGUUUCUUGGCUUUCUGCUCCCGCAGCCGCUCCGCUUUAGUUUUAGCCGUGGUGGUUGUGGUCGUAGUCGUAGCAGCUUUUGUUGUUGUAGUAGACGCUGCUGCGGUGUUGCUCACUGAUGUACCGAAGGAGAAAUCCGAGGUGAAGGACGGGGGGACGCCGCCUGCGUGGCCCGUGCCGCAAUGAAUGUGUAGGUGUUGCAACGACUUCACAUAUUGCGCCGGGGACGGCUUGCUCGAUGGGUUCUCUAGCAGCAAGAAGUUGAUGACCUCGUGAAAUGCGACCACCGGGUUGAUCUUCACCCAGGUCCCCGCUUUGGGAAUUUUGCAGAUUGACGCCCGCAUGCGGUGGCAUUGCUCGUAAUCCUGGUUCCAGAGCUUGAACACGUAAGGCGUUAGCAGUACAAUCGAGGCGACACUGAAGUCUUUUAACGUUUUCUUCAAUGUCGGCUCAUCUGCGACUUCUUGUCCAGUUACUUGAGACGUUGAGAUAGCCGCUUGCUUGCACUGCUGCCUGGAACUCCUUUUUGGCCGUGGAGAGGAGUUCAUACGUGACGCCGAAGAACGAUGGUUGUAGUCCAGCACCGCUGACCGCUUGUCGGAGAGACAGGGCGACGAGGAUGCUGAUCAUCUGGUCUUUGUGCUGGGCGCCGAUAAUCGGGGCAGUCCACAUGUCUUCUACCUUCGUUUUCGCUUGUGCGCGCGUGUAGGGCACGUCGAGGGCCGGUUGAUUCGUCGCGAUUGCUACUAGUGCUUGUUUCUGAAUCCGCUCAUCGUUGUCGUCUCCGGAAAUGAGAGAGGAGCCUUCGUGCAAUGUGUGGAAUAUGUUGCUCACCUUUGCAUAUUUUUCCGCGGUCCAAGAGCGGUGGCCGUCGACAACUUGCAUGAGGUGGCAGAACAGUACUGGGCUGAGUUUCACUGUCACACUGCCCACCGUCACGUAGAAGUGCGCGGAGUCAGCUUCAAAGUGCGGGGUCUUGUUGUUGUAGUGGUCGUAGUUUAUGCCGAUUGCUUCUUUGUAAUAUCUCCGGUUGGUGAGACGGCACCGCUCCCUUGGCGCCGAGUCUGUAGCUGACUCGGCGCGACCAGUAAGCGCGGUGAUGAGGCGGCUGAUCGGAUCCUGAUCAUCCUGCUCAUUGUUCCGUCGUUGGCGGCUGCGAUCGUGACGCCGGCGCCGACUGGGGGACUGGGCUGGUGACUGCGAUGCCGACGAUAUGCUUAUGGGUGAUCGUUGUCGCUGUCUUGGUCGCCGAUCCCUGGUGAAUGAGAAUGGGUCGCCUCCUCCUUUUCCAGCUCCUUUGGAACUCGUUUGCUGGAGCAAGGUCGUGCUUUGUACUGGCGAGAAGGAGGAUCUCCUGUACCGAUCGACUGGGUCGCCGGGCGACACAGAUCGGCUGCAGGUGCGAUGAGAUGGGAGGAUGUUGGCGGCUAGUUGGACUGGUCUGCUGUGUGGAGCCGUUGCUCUGCUUCCGCGUCCUCUGCUGUCUCUUCUGCGUUGUCGUCUUCCGCGACUGUCGCCUCUGCUGUCGCGGCGUCGCCGGUUGGGCGCCGUACCCGUGGUUUGUUCUAACACGGUGGGCACUGCUGCUGCCGUGGUCGAGGAGGCCUGCGGGGGGUCCGUCUUUUUGCGCCGUGUGGUAGCAGCGGCGGUUUUUCGAGGCUGAGAUGUGGACCGCGCGGCUGUUGAUGUACGCUUCUUAACCGGUUUCUUCGCCGAUGGCUCCUCUUUCUCGGAUUGGGCAGUAGAUUCUGCUGCGCUGGUGGCAUUGGUUUCUUCUGCUUCGAUGUAGUCGUCCGAGAGUUCCUCGCCAUCAUCCUCUUCGUCCUCGUCCUCGGACGUGGUUGCUUCGACCUGAUCAAAGGGGACUUCUUUGCGCUGGUCCAGAUGGAUGGGAUGGAGAUCGUCGUAGUGCUGCAUGGCCUGCAUGUCAUUCUCCACCAGAAGUUUCCGGAGCAGGUCAUUUUGUUUUGUGAACUCAGCGCCUGCUGGCUUGCAAUGCUUCGGCUGGUAAUACCUUUUUCGGUUGGUCUGCCCCAGGUGCACGGCCGCCCUGUGGAAGUGCCUCGCGUGCUCCCUCAUCGUCCGGCUGUUGAGAUCCUUGUGUAGCGGCCAUAUGAUGCGGCAGAAUUCCAGCCAGUCGAGGUACAUCAGGUACAAAGUUGGUUCCAACUGCAUGGGGCUUUCCGGAAAUUGGUGGAGUUCAUCAAUGACGGCGCCUUGCAUCGGCACUUGUGCAUAUCGCGCGAAGCGUCCCUCUAUGUGUUCUGCUAGCCAGUUCGGGACACAUCCUGCUCGUUUUGCAUGAUACCAGGCGUAUCGUACUGAGUGGGCUGGGAGUUUGAGGUCUUUCGGUAUCACCGUCAUUAGCGUUAGUGACGUCUGGUCUCUCGCCGGGGCGGAUAAGCAAACUGCGUCGCUCAGUAUGUCGCCGCGUACCACGCUGUGAUUAGUGUGUGAUGGUUGAUAUUGCAAUAAUGUGCGCUCAGAGGUCUGCUCUCAUUAGUGGCAUUCGCAUGACACGGAUCUGCAUGACAGACAAAGAGUAGAGAGAGGGGAGGGGGGGGAUAUACCUUUUCCAGUAUCGGUCACUGCAAUGCUUGUUCGUGAACGCGUGCCCAAGUGCAUCAUCACCUGGGUGCUGUGGAUAGGUGAAGUCGGGUCGUCGUGUCGCUCCUGUCAAAAGUGCUAAUCCCGCAUUCUUCGGAUAGCAUCUUACUCCCCAGUCCCCAGCGUCCAGGGACGCUGGGCACCUGUCUUUGUGGACGUUGAUGAACAAUUUGGAUUGCAGGUCUCGGAGAGCCGACGCCGAUGGUGCUCGGUCAAGUUGCACUUGUACUAGUUCGAAUCGACGCAUUAUUUCUUGGAACGGGAGUCCACUGCUAAAUGUGAUGCUGUAGCCAUCAGCUCCUUUUGGUACUCGUUCUUGCAAUCGGCCCCAGUAGUCCAUGCGGUGGCUGUCGACGUAGACGCGCUGUGACCAGCUGAAACCUGUUGAGCUUGCUUCGAUCACCGACUGGGUCAAUUUUCAACGGCGGGACCUUGAAGGGUUGCAUCGUGGGUCUGUCGGCUGCAAUGGCGUUCUUCAGGAUGCCUCGCGGGAGUACCUCCGCUGUUGUGCGCUCCUCCGCUUUCGGCACCGGUGGGAGUGCUGCCGCGGGUUGUGCGAAGACAGAGGAUGUUGCUGGCUGUUUAUCCGCUGGGGGGGCCGCAUGCUUCUUCGGCCGUCCUCUGGACUUUUUGGACGCGUCUUCUUGGUCCGAGCUUUUGCUGCGUGAUCGCUUGUUGCCUGUGCUGGCUUUUUCUCCUGUGUCCGCCUUUUUGCUGCGAGCGGUUGUUUUCUUUUCGGUAUUGGCCUUGCUUGUCGCUGGCUUGGCCUCCUCAUCCUUGCCUUUUUGCUGGGAGGUACUGCUGGUCGCUGUGUUCUUUGCUGUGUGGUCGCUUUUGUUGCUGCUCUGUUUGCCGAACAGGUCGAACUCGUCGUCCUGCGGCGCCAACGAGGAGCAUCGAUUGCGAGUUGUUCCUUGGUCGCUCCGGAUUUGUUUUCCCAGAUCGAAUAUGCUCGGUUGUGAUGGGUCGAACUUGUAGUCGGCGAGCGUCGAGGUGACUCGGCGCGGCGAGGAAGAUUUCUUGAUUGGGGACGGGCCGAGGAAGAGCGCCGUAGCUGUUUUUUCCCUGUUGAUGAAGUUUCCUAGUACCGGGGGAUGCGACUGAUCAAAUGGCACCGACGAGCUCUUGAUACCGAAGAGAGAAGAGGAAGCAGCUUGUUGCUGUUUGGCUCUCUCCCGCGCACGCUCCUCCUGCUGUGCUUUGAUUUUCUUCACUAUGCUGUCCAUCCUUUCUCGAUCGUGCGGUCCGAUGGUCGUGGUUUGUUUCGGCGCCUCUGGUUCUGUCGGGGCGGGAAGCUUGUUCUUGGUGUCGCCUGAAGGCGGUAAUGGGGGCACGCCAGCCUCGGUUUCUUGCGUUUCAGCUGGUGGCUGCUCAUCUAUGAUACCUGCAAAGCCAAGCGCUUGAUAUUAUCACACCAUCGUGUAGCAGGGUGCCACGUGGGCCCACCAUGGGAGGGGGGGGAUUGCAUGACAGGCAAGGCGGGUUUCAUUCCAUGCGAUACAUCCUUGCUCGCAUGCAAGAGUCGAUUUUGAUUAACACAGAGUCGAUUUUUUAUACCAGCUGUAGACGGCGAAGUGGGAUUCAUGCGGAGUCUCACUGUCUUCUUGUCCUCGGUCUCCUUACCUAUGGCGUCCUCGCUGUCGAUCGCUUCCUGUAGCAUCGCGUGGUCCAUUGGAUCAAAUUGAACGCUGUGGCUAAGUUCGGAUUCGGUGAUUCUGAACUCAGAUGGCGGGUCUGGGCUCAGAUCCUUGGGGGGCACGAGGGCGACGCUCGUUCGCGGAGGGGUGCCUGGAACAGUGCGUCUUGGCAGGAGCGGGAGGUCAAAUACGGGUGGUGGGCGUACGAGAUGGAGAAGGCUGGUCACCUUCGGUGACGACGGCGUAGGUGCGUCUCGGGCGAGAAGCGGGGUAUCUGUCAAUUAAUUCUCCGUUGCAAGCGCUCUGUGGACCGACAACGAGAUUUGUUGCUUGACACUGUUUCUCACAUCAGCUGUUGUUCGUCGACAACAGUUGGUAGCUGGCGGACGCGACACGCCGUGAUGUAGUGGACAAGACUAAGUCGGGACAGCACAAACACAGGGCGGACAAGACACGCCAAAAACAAAAACAGCUCUCACUCACAAAUCACUGCACUACGUCCCUAUUUGUAAAUGUUGCCUGUCGCUGGGGCGUGGAAUUGCGGGUGGUGUUGGUACAGAAAUUCCUGGCUUCUCCUUAAUGGCGGUAAGGCGUCCUUGUCGUUGGGUUGGGGGUCGGUGCGAAGGGGGGCCAGAUGCACGGCUGUGUCGACCACGGUGCGCACGGCUGUUUCCUUCUCGACGGUCGCAGGCUGGCUUGUAGCAGCGGCAUCGGUGUGCACGGCUGUUUCCUGAGAUUUGUCGUAGUCCACGGCUUUUUCCUGAAUUUUGGCGCUGUACACGGCUGCUUCGUCCGAUACGGCCAUGCGCUCGGCAAAGGGGGUUGUGGCAGGGGGGUCGUGCGCGGCCUUCUGGUCCGCUGGUGCUGGCUCGUCUACUCGGAUCUCCUCUUGUAGCUGCAGCUUAUCUUCUUUACCUGAAGGAAAGAGAUUGAUAAUUUUUUCUGACGCAAGUGGCUUGAUCGUAGGGGCGAAUCAAUAUUCCAGGACAGAUUGCUUACAACAAUUUUUUCCUUCUACAAGCGCGCGCUGAUCAGCGUGCAACAGCAAAUUGCUAUAGAAAGCGCCAUACUGUUUUUUCGUCUGCCGGCGGCGCCGGCUUUGGGUGUCGCGGUCUUUUUUUUGUUUUUGGCCAUCUUUGUUGAUAAUUUAACUUUGAGUUUGUGAAUAGUAGUUUGCUUCCCGUCAUAAACAGCCUAAUUGGUGGGUGAAUUACGUGUAAUUCGGGCCUGCACGCAAUAACGCAAGCAACAAAGAAAGAACCGACUCAAUCCUGUUGCUUGAUCCUGCUGCUUGAUCCUGCCGAGUCGCUGGAUCAUUGAUCCCGCUGUUUGAUCAUCGCGGAACUUGUUCUCUGCGAGCUGCUGCGUCGCGAUGAGAUCUAUUUCUUGUUGGGUGUGUGGCUGCAUGGCAAGCUGCUGCGUUGCCGCAUGGCCCAUGGUUGAUCAAUGUGGAACUGCGGGCGAACAGGGUGCGAGAGCAGUGGAUCACAAAAAAGGGGCAGCAGUGACGUACUGCACAAUUACAAAGUCCUAUAAUUACUUAGUCCUCGGUGAUCGCCGGGCGGAAUCUAUAUUCGCCUUGGUCGUACCGCACUGCAAAGCGAUACUGACCAAAGUAAUCCAAUUCGAUGUUGCAAGAACGGGGCCUGUGUCCUGCCUUAUGCAUCAGAGCAACACGCUUCUCGAUGCCUUCGCUCAGCUGCUCUAGCGGCACACUUGCUAGCUCUAAGGAGUUUCUCGCUGCGAGCUCAUUAAAUCGAUCGCUCCAAGCAUUCACUUUCUCAUCAAAGUCGAGCUGGUUAUAAAAACCAGAACCGCCAGCGCCAGAGACGCAAUUCUGUAAGUCGCACUUCUGCUCGCUGGUUAGCUCGGGGGCGGCAGCAUGUGGCUUGUCGGAGGGUCCUCUCACCACGACGGAAUUUCUGUGCAGAGUCUGUUUCUCGCCCGUAUUUUGCUGCUCGAGUCGUCGCAAAUUUUGGCUGCACAGGGCCAACGGUGGAGAGCGCGCCGGCGACUUCUUGUUGCGCUUCGCUUGGCGACUCGCAGUGUACCUGUAGCAAGAAAUAAAUGGCAAUUUGCUUGUUAAAAAUUUCCUGGCAUACCGAGCACAGCAUCAACAUGGCUUCACAGAAAGGGCUGAAAAAACACACAAAUGAGGGGGCUUUUCGCACAAACGCGCCGUAUUCUUUUGCGGCUAGGGCAGUAAGAUUACCUUUCUGGCAUGCUCCCGAACUCUCGGCCCAGGGCAGCUUCUGCGGCGGCGUCAACGAAGUCCUCGAUAGACUCGGUGUCGAGCAAGUCGCUCAUGAACCGAUCGCACUUCUCCUUGGUGUCGGUUCUGGUGUGGUGCUCCACUAUGUACUGCCGCUGGGCCAUACUGUACAAGUCCAUCUUGAAUUGAUGAGAAGGCAUUACACAAGUUCUCCUAUGUUUCUGGUGAUUGUUCAUUGUGCCGAGCGAGCGAGAAAAGGACAAGAUCACAGCGUGGCGGCCGGCAUUGCCUUUUUGAGCGUGUCUAUCAAGGCCUGGGCCGUCUCGGAGAGAUGAUUUUGCGCCGCACCACCCUGGAACAACAACGCUCCUGUGGUUCGGUAGUACGUGAUCGCGACACGCUGGCCUGCGACCACGUGCGCGGUCCGUAACGCAUCACUUUCGAUUCUUUCCCAGCAUAGGGUCGACUGGCAUGUAAGUUCCACGAUCCUUACAGCGUUGUGCUCGCUGUGCACCUUAAUCGGCAUUUUCUGAUGCUAAAGAGGGGGCGAUCCUGCUAACAAUGUAGAAGAACAUCGGACAGGGUGAUCGCUGUCAGCGCACGCUGCACUGCGAGAUCCAAACCGCGGGCACGCGACGUGCUCUUGGUGGUAGCAUGGAACAGAUCGCGAUCUUUCUGGUGCGCAAAGCAAACAAAAAGUCAAAAAAGUGAUCGUGAUCUCAGUGCGAAAAACGGAAGAGCGAACAUCAAGCUUUUCCUCUUGCAAGAUCCUGCACACCUUGAGGCGAGUGCUUAGCUGAAGCGGCAGAUGUAAGCUAGUGCGCAUAAGUUCCUGUGCUGCUGUACAAAGUGAGUUCGGGAGCGAUUUACACAAGGUGUCUUGACUGCAAAUCUCGUUCGUGGCUGCGUGCAUGUCGAUGAUGGUCACGGGCGAGUGGCGGUAGCGGGUGUCACCUGAUGAUUGUGCUGUGGUUUAUGCGUCGGGCUUAGUGUGCUAACUCAAGAAACACGUCCUGCUGCAUGAUUAACUAAUAGCGUAGUACUGUACCUGUCCGCUGUCCACGGUGGGCGGGUGCAGGUCGUUCGCGAGGGUCGUCAGCGCGUGAUGCGACGAUGCCAGUCACGUCCAUGUCGGUGGUGUUGUCCUGCUUAUGCAACAAGGGGAAACACCGCCUGCUGGUGCCUUGCACGGCACCAGCAGGGCGAGAGCCGAUUGUCGUGGCUCGCAGCCAACGACAACCGGCAGCCCAUACAGGGCGGCACUGCAACACAGCUCCAGGCGAGCCGUCACUGCGUUGUAGUGCGGGAGAGCGGCGUGUGGUGCCAGGGGGGACACCGCUCGCUGCAACACGGCGUCACCGCCGCCGUGACCUGCAUGUGUGCACACACGGCACCCCCAGGGGGCAGGUUCGAUUUACCGCGUGCAAAGGCACACAGGCCUUCGCACGCGGACGUGCAGGUGGGAUCUGCGCGUGCGGUACUGUGAGCUGGCCGUGCGGGCGCAGGAGCCCGCACGUACAACUGCACUCAUGCUGGCGGGCACGACCGUGUGCGCGCGCCAACAAGUGAAGCUGCCUCUGUGCCGAGCCGUGCGCACUGGCACACGCAUGUGCGCCAACGUGCGCGCGCAGGCCGGCGAUCGCGCGCAUGCCCGCUGGCAUGCGUGCGAGGCAGGGUCGAGAGCGUGUGCACACGGUUGUGCAACCACGCGAGCACGCCUGCGUGACGCGCAGGUCGCGCAGGGCAGGACGGGCGGGUCGUGCGAGUGCAACAAGGCGUUGCCGCCGCUGCCCGACCGUGCAGUGCAGGGGGGAAGGACGGCGUGUCGUCCCACAUCACAGUGGAGGGACACGCCGGUGCCACGGGUGGCACGAGAGGUGGACGGGGAGCGCUACGCGCGCCCCCCGGGAGGACGUCAGGAUCGCAGGCGCACGAGCGGUGCGCUGGACCCACGACGCCACCCGCGCCGCACUUGGAUGUGCGGGCGGGAGGCCCAUGCGCCCGACCCUCACCUACGAGGUCGCACGACGCACGGGCCUAUGCACUUACACAACCCUAUCUGGACCAGACGGGGAAGUGCAAGGCGGCGGGGGCGCGGCAGCUGCCAGAGCAGCGCCCCCUAGGCAUGAAGUGUGAGUGCCGACACCGACGCGUGCACAGGUCUUCUAGCCUGUACACCGGUGGAGCAUAACACACACGCCUUGCGGUGUCCAACCGCACGUUGCUCGGUUCCCCUCGGGGAAGCUGGCAGCGUAAGAACGCGUGCUGCAGAGGCAGCACUGGGUGCGAAGGGGUGCUCGCGCACCACAGACGCGUGUCGUGAGGGACACAAAGUCGCAUCGACGCGACGGUGCUGCGUGAGGUGCAGCGCUGCGUGAGGUGCAGCGUGGCGCGAAGACGCAGCCACAGUGCCGACGGGCACAGAUUCAUCGCAGAUGAACCGAUGGUGUACCAAGAGGUGGUAACUUUGUCAUCCAGGACAAGAGAAGUUGACCUCUCCCCCGAGGUGGGACGGUCGUUUUGUACCCGAGACCCACCCCCAGUCGCACAGCGAAAGGAGGCAGGGUCGAGCACAAACGACCGGUGGCGAAGGCCACGAAGAGGCGGUGACAGGUUGCCAGACAGGCAGCUGUCGCCGCGUGAGGGUCGAAACCGACACGACAACGAGUGCGGCUGAGCCACACAGUAUGUCCAACCAAUUCGUCGAGACCGCUUACGCGCGUAAACACCCAUCAGACCAAACAGCAUGGGCGGCACCUCAGUCUAGUUACCAAGUCCUCAAAAGGCUUUCUUGAGUACUCGCAGAAGUAGCUCGCUUGUUUUGUCGUUGCCGAAGCAGAACAAGGAAAAUGGAACCGCCUUAAACAUACUCGUAAAAAGAGCACACCUUGUAGUUCUUACAAGCAAAAACUUCUACUCACGCGCGGUUUCGUUUUCGCCCCACUUUUUUUUGGCUGGGUCUUUCCAACGGACAUGAACCGCUACGAAAACUCUAAGUCGAGCUUCGCCGGCGCCGCUGGGAAGGUGGUCAUGACAGCAUGAUAGGAAUGCCGUCAAGUAAUUAAAAAGACAAGAAAAUAGCUUCUGUUGUAACGCUUUUUAAUCAGGCCCGCCAAUACCACAUACAAAUACAGAUCAUCAUCAUUAAGUAGAAGGUGUGAUUACAGAUAGAAGUCAAAAGAAGUUGCAAUUUUGUUUUUUUUCGUAGUUUCCGACUUUUCGGAACCACUCUUAGCCACUCUUUCGUGGUGUCAAACAAUUUUGGUUGCACGGGAAAAUAAAAGAAGGAUAGUUACAAGACUGUUUGUUGCAUAGAUCUGUUGUUAUUCAGUAUCGACGUGUGCAAAACUACAUUGCAAAAAGCAACAUGUGCGGAAGUUUUUCAUUCAAGCUGGUCUUCACGGGAGAUGAUGCACUUGGUGCUGGUCGUGUUUCAUUUUUCAAAAAGAGUGCAUCAGUAGUCGAUCCUUAUUUUUGCGUAGCGGAAAGGUUGAAAAUAUAAAAUGUUGCUUUUACAUACAGAUCCCGUUGGGGAGAAAUACAAAGUAUCAUAUAUAGAAUUAUCGGCAUGCUAUGUAGCAUUCAAGACGUUCGCUCAUGGCAUUGCACUUUUAUGGUGGAACUGCACACGAACAAAACCAAGGCGUGAGGAGGCGUGGCUUACUAUAAAAUAAAAAUGCAAAUAAGUCUAGGUCUGGAAAAAUACUGCAGAGUUUUUUGUCAUUCAGCUUGUUCAUGCUCCAAGAGGUCAGGAAUGCAGGAGAACCUGGCAUGAACAUGAUCACAGGCAUCGCGCAUGACGGUGCUCUCCCAACAUCCCGAUUCCGCAUGCGAAAUCGUCCAUAAUUCUCAGAUUGAGAUUGACAACCAAUCGACGCACAUAUAAUUCCGCUGUUCGUGCAAGACAAAUUUUUACGACAAUCUUCGCAGAGCUCGCAUCACAAGUUUGCAUCAACGCCGACCCAGACUUGUAUUUGCAACGGAUAGAUACUAUUGCUACGGAGUUGGAGGUGUGGCUUCGGGGAGUGUGAACGUGCGAAGACCAAGACCCAAACAAGAAACGAUCCAAGUAGAACAAUCUGUAAUGCCUAUUUGGUACCUUGUGUGGGUAGCUUUGCUUGUGUGUCACGGAAAUUUAUUUUCUUAUUCUUUAGCCAUUAAGGCUGGUCUCUGUAGGGUUGUGUUGCAUCACAUGCAUUACAAACCACUUAGUUUCUCAUACAGUUUCUUAUACUGUCUCUGUGUGCAUCAUACGAUUAGGUGUAAUCUUAUGCACAUGAUCACUCAUCUGAUUUCCAUCCUGUGUCAUCGUAUACUUGGAUCAUUCACAUUGGAUCUUGGAGCACUAGGCGAUUACCGCGCAAUAACCUCCCCGGCUCCUAGUCCAAUAGAAUGUCCUUCAGAAAAUGGAAACAGAGCGAUAAACUCUUUUUUCGUGUAUCUACAAUUGAUUUCUUUUCUUCAAAAUUAUAGUACUAGAAUGUGUAUCGACAGUGUACUUUUAGAAGAAAGAACUUGUUGCUACGAGUGA